This is a messenger RNA of Suillus paluster, 333 nucleotides long. RefSeq lists its product as uncharacterized. The record is from RefSeq and is a predicted model, not a curated record. Lineage: Eukaryota; Fungi; Basidiomycota; Agaricomycetes; Boletales; Suillaceae. The transcript is spliced from 2 exons. The annotation marks the transcript as partial.
GACGCCCUUGUUCAGCAGUUCAACUACAUCUACGGCACAGACGCGGAUGAUCUUGCCUCAUGGCGCACUUUAUGUCAGCUCGUCCACGUUUCGCCGAUUCCUGAUACCCUCAAAUCAUGCCGCGAGGCGGUUAAGGCCACUCAUGUCAAUAUUGUUGACUUGGUCGAUACGAAGGUGACCGGAACAACAGUGACAGUAUUCGUCUCAGAGGUGCAACUGAGCGAGUGCACCAUAAAAACGGGAAAGUUCUUUCCAAGAGACGAUGCAUACGCUGGUGGUCUUUUAAGGUACCUGCUCCGCCGUAUCAUAAACCCCAGAAUGGAGCAGGCGUAG